This is a messenger RNA of Grammomys surdaster, 5496 nucleotides long. RefSeq names its product TNF superfamily member 10 (gene Tnfsf10). Gene Ontology annotation, biological process: immune response. Gene Ontology annotation, cellular component: membrane. The transcript is spliced from 5 exons. Bases 243 to 1118 code for a protein of 291 amino acids. NCBI's taxonomy places the organism in Eukaryota, Metazoa, Chordata, Mammalia, Rodentia, Muridae. Gene Ontology annotation, molecular function: CD40 receptor binding; tumor necrosis factor receptor binding. The record is from RefSeq and is a predicted model, not a curated record.
AUCAAAGCCCUGGAUCUGGGCUUUCCAGAAUCACCAGGACGAGCGCUCUGAGCUGUAGGGCUAAUGUGCACUACUUCCUCAGUUGAGAGGCAGGCGUAUGCCUCCCAGAGUUACUCAGUUUCACUUUUGCACUCAACAGUAAAAAGAAACUACAUGGGCACUCUGCUUUCUAACUGUGGCCCUCUCAGUCACUGCUGCUGGACUCCAAGGUUGCCCUGGGAGAGUCAGACCUCGACAGCAGCAUGCCCUCCAUGGAGACCCUGAAGGGCCCCAGCUUCGGUCAGCACUUCAGAAUGAUGGUGAUCUGCAUAGUGCUCCUGCAGGUGCUCCUGCAGGCGGUGUCUGUGGUUGUGACUUACAUGUAUUUCUCCAACGAAUUGAAGCAGCUGCAGGACAAUCACUCCAAAAUUGGACUAGCUUGCUUCUCAAAGGAAGACAAGGAUUUUUGGGACUCUACUGAUGAAGAGAUCUUGAACAGACCCUGCUUGCAGGCUAAGAGGCAACUGUAUCAGCUCAUUGAAGAGGUGACUUUGAGGACCUUCGAGGAAACCAUCUCUACAGUUCCAGAAAAGCAGCUAAGUACUCCUCCCUUGCCCAGAGGUGGAAGACCUCAGAGAGUGGCAGCUCACAUUACAGGGAUCACUCGGAGAAGCAACUCAGCCUUAAUUCCAAUCUCCAAAGAUGGAAAGACCUUGGGCCAGAAGAUAGAAUCCUGGGAGUCGUCUCGGAAAGGGCAUUCGUUUCUCAACCAUGUGCACUUGAGGAAUGGAGAGCUGGUCAUCCAGCAGCAAGGCCUGUAUUACAUCUACUCCCAAACUUACUUCCGAUUUCAGGAGGCUGAAGAAGCUUCCAAGACAGUCUCAAAGGACAGAGGGAGAGUCAAACAGAUGGUGCAGUACAUCUACAAAUACACCAGCUACCCUGAUCCCAUAAUGCUGAUGAAGAGCGCCAGAAACAGCUGUUGGUCCAAAGAUGCCGAGUACGGACUGUACUCCAUCUAUCAGGGGGGACUGUUUGAGCUCAAAGAAAAUGACAGGAUUUUUGUUUCUGUGACGAAUGAGCAUUUGAUGGACCUGGAUCAAGAAGCCAGUUUCUUUGGAGCCUUUUUAAUUAACUAAAUGACCUGCAAAGAUCAAACACAGCCCUAAAAUACCCAAUGAUCUUCUAGGUUGAAGGCAUGCCCAGAAGCGACUGAACUGGUUAGGGUAUGGCCUGGCUGCUGAAACCUCAGGACAGAUGUGACAGAGAGGCAACUGGAACACAGCAGCUGCAGGCCAGCUGCAGACACUUUCAGUGUUUCAUCCGAGGCACUUGCUUUAUUCCCCCGAAAUGAGAUCACUAUAGCCUUUUAAUGAUCCACCUGGUACCAGUUUGCAGAGAUCUAGAAGAUGUCCAAUUUCUAAAUAUUUAUGCAACAAUUGACAAUUUUCACCUUUGUUAUCUGGUCCAGGGGUGUAAAACCCAAGUGUUCCAGAGCUGUAUGCAGACUAUGAAUGCAGGUCAGCAUAAAAAUCACAGAAUAUCUCACCUAUAACAUGAGAGAGAGAGAGACAGAGAGAGAGAGAGAGAGAGAGAGAGAGAGAGAGAGAGAGAGACAGAGAGAGACAGAGAGAGACAGACAGAGAGAGAGAGACAGACAGAGAGACAGAGAGAGAGAGUCUGUGCGUGUGACUGUUCUUUAUGGUGACUGGUUAUGCUUUUCUCAAGUGUAAACUCUACAUAAUAACAUCAUGCCUCACCAUCAGUGGGCACCUUGCCCAAAGAAUAUGUGAAAUCUCCAGGCAAUGAAUGAGGGCAGCCCAAGAAAGAGGCACAUAGAGUCAUACAGCAGGGCUGCCCCAGCCUGCUGGAGCUCAGAUCCUCCCACCACAUGCCCUGGGUGCAGAUGUAGAGUUGAAGGAGGGUCUUGCCUUGUAAGUCUUUGGUGCCUCCCUCCUUGAUCUGCUUCCGGUCCUCCUUUGCUUGUUUGCUAGUUUUGAGGCAGAGCAUCAUGUAUCCCAGGAUGGUCUCAAAUGCAAUAUGUAGUCAAGGGCGAUCUCUAACUGUGCAACCUCCUGCCUCCAAGACUUGCUGAGCUUAUAGGCAUGCGCCACCCUGCCCGGUUUGUGUAGAGCCAGGCUUCUUGUACUCAUGGCAACCACUCCACACUGAGCUUUGUCACAGCCCCAUUCCUUCCUUUUCUGAAUGGAAAUACUUUGUGUCCCUAUAUCCUAGAAGUAGCAACGUUCAGCAGCGCAGAAUUUACCUUGAUUUUCAGGAUCAAGUUUGGACUAGGUUCAACAUGCUUGCUUUGUCCAGAAGACAGCUGUCACCCCCAGUUCUCUGGCUCUUACAUCUGUCCACUCCACCUGCUAAGAUGUUGAACACAUGUUCUUUUUAAGAUGUUGGUGCCUGGAGUUUCAUUAGAGUAACACAAAACUGACUAAAACCAAACAACAACAACUCCAAACAAGCCCAUAUGAUGUGUUUUAAUGAAACAUUUUUUUUUAAAGCUUAUUGGGGGCCUGGAGAGAUGGCUCAGAGGAAAACAGCACUUCCAGAGGACCCAGGUUCAGUUCUCAGCCCUGAUGUGAUAGUUAACAGCUGUAACUCCAGUCCCAAGGGAUCUGACUUUCUGGCCUUUACAGGCAAUACAUGCACACGAUACAGACAUACAGUCUGACAAAAUACCCAUAUACAAAAAUAAGUGUUUUUUAAAAAAGCUUAUUUGAAUGUAAGAGUAAGGCUAGCUGUCACUUCUGAUACCUCUUCUUAUUUUUUAUGACUCAAGCCCUUAUAAACUAGCAAAUAGAUGUCCCAGCUACCACUUGAAUAUAAGCGCUUGAAUACCUCCUUUCACUAGAAUAGAAGCAUUUUAAUACUAAAACGCAGAGUAAUAAUAAAAAUUUUGCCUAGAAUUAUAGCCCUAGUACUUAGUAAAGUACUUGUAUGUCAUGUCUACAUAAACCAAAUGAAUGUAUUAAUUAAAAAUAAACAUAAUGAUCACAUGGGAAACACUAUGAGAAAUAGUGGAGAACAUUUGAAAGCUCACAAAAGGCACUUGACAACCUGAAUUUGACCCUUGGCACUUCCUUAGUGGGAGAGAACCUAUUCCUACAAGAUGUCCGCUGACCUCCACACAUGCGCAGUGACACACACACACACACAGAGUCACGGCAGGGCUAAGAACUAAACCCAGGGUCUUCCUCCCAGUAGGCAUGUGCCUCACACUGAGUGGCACCGUAAAUGCAGCCUUAAGGUUUUAAAUGGCAGACAUAACUGAGUGUUCUUUUAAUUCCUGGUCCCUAAGUCAUCACUGAAGGAAAAAUUCACAGCACUUCCUCUUGUUUGCCAGGCUGUAAAGCGAAAUGGUAUCUAAUUUCUAGUUUUCGUGUUGAAUACAUACAUUCUUUGUGUGCUGUUCCUGUAUGGUCAGUCUAUACUGGACUCUCCUGUGGAGCAGUUUAUAAUGCUCAUGCCUGGAGUGAACCACAAUCCAACAGGAUCCGAAUCUUGGAGUGGCGAUCAGAGAUCUUUGGUGUGUGCAUCUUUAAUUUCUUUCAAGUAAUGAGCAGGUAGCCAGUAGGACACAUAUUUGCCAAAAUGUCAAAUGCUGUGAUUUAGAAAUUAAAUAUUUAAGAAUGUAACAUGCUCAGACAAAUCAUGUGAAACAUUAAACUCCAUGACUUGUUUAAACAAGCACACCUAAAUAUUCUGUCUUCUGCUAGAAUCUAAAGCCUAAGACACAGGAAGCAACAGUUGAGAGAAUAUUCUAAAAUGAUAACUUUCUGGGCAAUUGUAAGUCCUUUUUAAAAGGCAUGAAUAUUUAUCUGUUUGAAAAGGAAAUCAAUUUUGGGUAGGGGAGGGGGUUGUUCUUUCCUUGUUGAGUUCCAGCCCAACAAACCAUCUGACUUAAGACUAAGACAAACCUGCCACCUGGCUAACUCAGACUGGGGACCUGGGUGAGCACAGGGACAAUGAUCUCAGGGGAGAGGUCAGCUCUACUGUUUUGGAGCAGAAGUGUCUAGGCAAAGGCUUCUUUUCAGACCAAAAAGGGUCACUUUAAUGUCACACACCAUGAGUGCCACCAGGUGGCGAGUUUCCCUUAAUUUCCUCAGUAUCAAGUCUUUUAAAGGUGUAUCAAAUUCUCAGGUAUAAAAUAAAAAACGAAGAAAGAUUGGUUACCUUAGGACCAUAGGCAAUUGGAGGUAAAGACAAGAAAUAAGGUCCUGUAUCCUGAUGGAGCGCCAGCCUUUAGCUGAAUCUGUGAGGAACAGGGUGGGACUUCACAUGGUAAAAUGCCAGUUUUCCUUUAUUUGGUUGGUUGGUUUUGAUUUUUCAAGACAGUGCAGUUUUAACUAUCCUGGAACUUGAGACCUCAAACUCAGAGAUUUGCCUAGCCUCUGGCUCCAGACCUCUGAAAUUAAACACACGCCACAAUGCUUGUUCUAAUUGCUUUUGCAUUGGGUUCUAGGUCAUGCUGGUCUUUCUUCCUAAAAGCCCUUAGAAAGCCGUACUGAAGACGAUCUAGUUACAAUACAUAGACAGGGAGAAAGCAAUGAGAUUCCGAGUCUUCCUGUUCUGUGUCAAAUCAAUCCACAAAACACCUGAGAUCAUGAAAUGUAACCUCUAGAUCUUGCAUAAUAAUAUUUUGAAGAGAGUUUCACCACAGGCUUCCUGUAAGAGUAAGUUUGGGUUCCGUAUUAAGAAUCUGAGGUGUGUUCUUUUGUUUGCUUGGGUUGUUGUUGUUAUUUUGUCUUGUUUUUUUUUUUUUUUGUUUUUAAGUGAAACAGAAUUUAAGUUGACUUUUGUAAAUUCUAUUUGCUCCCAAGGGAGGACUCUGUGAAGUCUGGAGUCUCAACAAUUUGUCUUUUGUCCUGCCUCCUGUUAUCAUAGACUGUGGCCUUCGCCACUCCAUCACUGCCUACUGUUUUUCUUGGAGACAGAGUCUCUCCCAUUACUGGCAACCAGCAGUGCACUGAGAUUCUCCUGACAGGUGGCCAUAUGGGUUUUUUACAUGGACUCUGGGGAUUUGAACCUGGGUUCUCAUGCUUGAGCCACAACUGCUCUUACCUCUGAAUGGUCUCCCCAGCUCAAUCGCUGCUACUUUUUUUUCUUGGCAAAUCAAUUCAAUUCUGUAGUUUUCUUCCAAGUAUUAUUUUAACUAUUUACUAUAGAUUGGCAUAUAACACUUUCAUUAUCAAUGUCAGAAAUUUUGUUUAACCAGCUUUUAUUUUAUUUUUUUACUUACUCUUGAAAUAAAGGGAUAAAUAGAUAUUUUCAGUUGUGAGACAUGAAAGUAUUAAAGAGAAUUUUUCUUCUUUCUUUCUUUUCUUUUUUUCUUCCAUGUUGAUAGCAGUGAAACCAGAAAGAAAAUUAACUGUGAUGGUGAUUAUUUCAAAUGUAUUCAUACUAUUUUGUGGGCUGGGAAAUGUUAAACUUUGUAAACUCUGACACACACAAAGUAAUACUUUGAAUUUCACCUUAAUGAAAAUAAAAGCAAAUACAUCCAGUGCA